AUGGCGACGUACAGCGCCGUCGUGGACCGCUAUUACCCGAUUUUGAAGGCACUGCAGGAGCAGGGGAAGAUACGGUUCAUCGGCGCGACGUUCCAGUUGAAGGCCGAGCCGCGGCACGAGACCGCGGUCCUCGCGCUGAGCACCGAUCCGGGCUUAUGGGACACGAUCAUGCUCAAGUACGGCUUCCUGAACCAGUGGGCGGCCAAAGAGAUUGAGUAUCUACCGUUCAAAGAGGUCAAUUGCUACGCCGACGUGCGCGUAAACGCCUACAUCAUAGGCUCCGGACCGCCCACCCUGACCGUCCUGGCGCGAACGUUCCCCUACUGGGUAUCUGAGACGCCGGAGAAUAUUGCUUAUACGCGAAAUACCGCUGAAGCAGCGCUCCUUGAGGGCGGGCAUCACAACGAGGGCGAAGUGCCGGCCGGUGGGAUUGCUGGAAGAGAGCAUGUCCUGUUCCUCGACGUGUCGAGCGACCUCUCAGUCGAGGCAUGGGAGGUGAUCAGCACGUGGGACGUUCAACGGAUUGAGGAUGACACGGUGAUUGCCGUCCAUCCUCAUAGAGACCUGUGGCGGCAAUUCCAUCCCGAUGACUACCUGAUUCACCUCUCGAAGCUCGAGAUGGAGCUUCCCGCCUUCACCCUGGCGGCGACGGCCGCCCACCAGGCCCGCCUCACCGAAUACGGCGGACGCACCGGUUCAGACACCAGGUUACCCAUGCUCGUGACCGACGCCAAUCGGAUACGCCAGUACUACACCGUAAUCGGCGCCUACAACCACCCGGACGGCCCGCCGAUCCAACCCCCACCGCCGUGCGGUCUCACCGUGCCCAACCCGGCAGACAACCCCGGCCUAAUGCUCGACUGUAUGCCUUUGCUGGCAGCGAAAGGCACGCUCGCCGGUACCGCGACGUUGGACUGGAGCGUAGAUACUGCGGUAACAGGCUGGGAAGGCGUCACCGUGGCGGGCAGCCCCAGACGCGUGACCAAGGUUCUGCUAUCGGACGAGAGCCUGAGCGGGACCAUCCCAUUGGAACUUGGGGACCUCUCCGAGCUGACCCACCUUGACCUUAGCUCGAACUCCCUGACCGGGGAGAUACCGAGAGAACUGGGCAGACUUUCGAACCUCCAGGAGAUCAGGCUGUCGGGCAAUUUGCUGACGGGCUGUAUACCGGUGGCGUUGAAGGAUGUGCCUACCAACGACCUGAGCUCCCUCAAUCUUCUCGACUGUCCGCCGGCGCCGGAGGGCCUGACCAGUAGGGACUCCCGGCGAGACCAGCGUGGUCUUGAGUUGGACGGCGGUAUCCAACGCCGACAAGUACCGCGUGGAGCACCGCCUCCGGAGUACGCGCUAUUGGGUAGUGGAUGCCGGUACCCGCGACUGGGUAGUGGCCGAUGA
Messenger RNA from Geodia barretti, 1395 nucleotides. NCBI's taxonomy places the organism in Eukaryota, Metazoa, Porifera, Demospongiae, Tetractinellida, Geodiidae. The record is from the annotation of a GenBank genome assembly.